Microsporum canis CBS 113480 is the source of this 1326-nucleotide messenger RNA. RefSeq names its product O-methyltransferase. The record is from RefSeq and is a predicted model, not a curated record. Gene Ontology annotation, molecular function: O-methyltransferase activity. The transcript has 3 exons. The coding region runs from base 1 to 1326 and encodes 441 amino acids. NCBI's taxonomy places the organism in Eukaryota, Fungi, Ascomycota, Eurotiomycetes, Onygenales, Arthrodermataceae.
AUGUCCUCUUCAACUUCCACAGCAACUGUGGAGCAAACAACACCCGUAGUCACUGGGACAAAUGGAGUACAUACUAAAACGACAACGCUGGAAGCGCUCGCCUCGCAAGUGCAAGAAAAUGCUAGAAUUGUGAGCGACUUCUUGCGCUCUUGUGGACAUGAGGGUCCAUCUUUUGAACGAGAUUCUCCAACUAUGUUACUUCCAUCUUCUGCGCUGCCUGAUAUAAGUGCGGCAAUACAGGCUAUAAUGGGAGCAGCGCUUCAAAUGUUUCAUUUAGCUGCUGGUCCUAGCGAAUACUUGCCAAAUUUAGCCGUUGGAAUCUUCCACCUGGUGCCUCUCGAUUCACCGAUUGCGUAUCCCUCCCUUGCGGCCGCAGCGGGAGUUUCAGUCAAACAGCUCAAAACAGUUACUCGAAUGGCCAUGACCAAUUACCUGUUCUGUGAACCAGAGCCAAACACCGUCGCCCACACAGCAACAUCGGCGCUCAUUGCAUCUGAUGCCAGCUUCCAUGACUGGGCAUCGUUCAUGUGCGAGGCCUCCGUUCCCAUGGCAUCCAAAUUGGUCGAAGCCACUGAAAAAUGGACUGAUAGCGAGGAGAAGAAUCAGACGGCAUAUAAUGUUGCUUUUGACACUGAUCUGCCCUUCUUUGAUCACCUCAAGACCCAGCCUGACAAGACACGGCAAUUUGCUAACUACAUGAAGAAUGUGCAGAAGAGUGGCGGCACGGGGAUGCACUAUCUGAUUGAAGGGUUUGACUGGGCGAGCCUGGGAAAAGGGACCGUUGUUGGCGGCUCCAGUGGAGCUGCGAGUAUUUCCCUGGCCACGAGAUUUCCAGAUCUCAACUUCGUCGUGCAAGAUUUACCGGAGAACGCUGCGGACGGGCAAGAAUUCCUGGCAUCACCAGAACAACAGGAGAAGCUGAGCAGAAGCGUUACUUCACGCAUCUUCUUUAAUGGUCAUGGCUUCUUCCAGCCCCAGCAAUUCCAGGGCGCAGAUGUGUAUCUUCUCCGUAUGAUCCUACACGACUGGCCAAAGAAAGAAGCCGUCAAAAUCUUGCAGAACAUCCUCCCUGCCCUCAAGGAUACAUCACGAAUCAUAAUUAUGGAUACCGUUCUGCCACAGCCAGGCUCGAUCCCGACCGCACAGGAACGUCUGCUCCGGGCCAGAGAUAUGACCAUGUUGGAGGCGUUUAACAGUUUGGAGAGAGAUUUAGAGGACUGGAAACAGUUGCUAGCAUCUGUAGAUGAAAGACUAACUUUAAAGAGUGUAGUUCAGCCCGUGGGAAGCGUCCUGUCGGUUCUUGAGGUUACUUUCGCGCAUCACUGA